This is a messenger RNA of Phaethon lepturus (White-tailed tropicbird), 1779 nucleotides long. It is a transcript of the gene EGF, whose product is annotated as epidermal growth factor. Lineage: Eukaryota; Metazoa; Chordata; Aves; Phaethontiformes; Phaethontidae. The transcript is spliced from 11 exons. The record is from RefSeq and is a predicted model, not a curated record. Gene Ontology annotation, molecular function: calcium ion binding. The annotation marks the transcript as partial.
UCUUGUCCUGGAUAUGACUGAACACAAGCUAGUUUUUCUCUAGUGACAGUUCAAAAAACCCUCAAGAUUAUGUUUCUCUUCCUUGUUGCUUUUUUGCCAGUGGUUUUUAAAAUUGGUUUUGUCAGCCUCUCAGCUCUGCAGCACUGGAACUGUCCUAAUGGAUACAGAUUAAAGACUGAAGACUCUGCUUGUGUAGAUAUCGACGAAUGCCUUGAAGGUGGUUUGGGAACCUGUGGCCAAACCUGUAUCAAUGUUCCAGGAUCCUACAUCUGCUCCUGUCUGCCUGGCUACACUUUGGGUAUUAACAAAUGGUCUUGCUAUGUGAAUGACCCUGCACCAUUCCUACUUUUUAGCCAUGGAACUGCCAUCUUUAGAAUUGACACUGAAGGGACCAAUCACGAAAGGUUGGUGGCUGAUACUGGUCAGUCAACGCUUAUGGAUUUUCAUUAUACAGAAGAGAAAGUGUAUUGGGUAGACUCUGAAAGGCGACUACUUCAAAGAAUUCACCUGAAUGGCACAAAACGAGAGAGAUUAUGUUACAUAGACAAAGGCAUUUCAGGAUUUGCUAUUGACUGGAUAAAUCAAGACAUUCUCUGGGCCAAUAGACAAAAAGCAACCAUAGAAGCGACAGACAUGAAUGGGAAGAAACGCCGAGUUCUCCUAAGAGAUGUUGGUCAUCCCACAAGGAUCAUCAUUGAUGCCGCGCAAAGGUUAUUAUUUUGGUCUUCAGAUGGUACAGUUUCCAGCAUACACCGAGUGUCCCUCGGUGGAAGUGAUGUGAUAAAUGUUUUAAGAACCACAGAAAAAAUCAAGGCCAUCUCACUAGAUUUGGUUGACACAAGGCUCUACUGGAUUCAGCAUGACCACGGGAAAGAGAUUUCCCAUAUUGGAUCAUGCGACUAUGAUGGUGGAGCUGUUCGUUUGCUCAAAAAUUCUAUCCGACAUCAAUUGCUUGGUAUGUCUCUCUUUGCUGAGCACCUGUACUAUUCGGAGUUGAAAUCUGGUAUGAUAUGGAGAGCCAACAAGUAUACUGGAGAAGUUGUAGUCACAAUUAGCCUGAAGCCAUCAUUUUUUCCACCACUGGAGAUAAAAGUGGUGCAUCCCUUUAAACAGCCAGGUGUAAGAACAGAUCCUCAGGAUUCUGAAAAAGGAACCUGUGAUUUGAACAAAGAAAAGUGCAGAAGAAGAAUCUGCAGGCCAGACUCAAGGACUCAUCGGUGUAAAUGUUCUACUGGCUUUAUUUUAAGUCGAAAUAAACAGUUUUGUGAAGAUAUCAAUGAAUGUGGUUUCUGGAAUCACGGCUGUACUUUGGGCUGUGUGAACAUCCCCGGUUCCUACUACUGCACCUGCCCAAGAGGUUUUGUUCUGCUGCCUGAUAGGAAAACAUGUCAUGAGCUAAUUCCCUGUACAAGUAACGACACUGAAUGUAGCCAUGAUUGCCUUCAAACAUCUAAGGGUCCUGUUUGCUUUUGUCCUGAAGGAUCUGUACUCAAAGUGGAUGGCAAAGCAUGCACGGGUUGUACAUCUCCAGAUAAUGGUGGCUGUAGUCAGAUAUGUUCUUCUUUAAGCCCGUCCUCCUGGGAGUGUGCUUGUUUUCCUGGAUAUAAGCUUCAGCGAGACAGAAAGCACUGCACUGCUGUAGGUCCUAAGCCAUUUUUGUUAUUUGCAAAUGGCCAAGAUAUCCGCCAGAUGAGUUUUGAUGGAACAGAUUAUGCAAGUUUACUUGACUGGCAGAUGGGAAUAGUCUUAGCACUGGACUCUGACCCGGUGGAAAAUAAG